Messenger RNA from Papaver somniferum (opium poppy), 2566 nucleotides. Its product is annotated as KH domain-containing protein At4g18375-like. The record is from RefSeq and is a predicted model, not a curated record. The coding region runs from base 215 to 1882 and encodes 555 amino acids. Gene Ontology annotation, molecular function: mRNA binding. NCBI's taxonomy places the organism in Eukaryota, Viridiplantae, Streptophyta, Magnoliopsida, Ranunculales, Papaveraceae. The transcript is spliced from 7 exons. Gene Ontology annotation, cellular component: nucleus; cytoplasm. Gene Ontology annotation, biological process: regulation of gene expression.
AUUACCACUUCUAAUGUCAAAAAUCCUAAAUAACAAACAAAAUUAUCGAGUUCUUGAUAAUUCAGUCUUUCAUGUCCUCUGGGAUACACAUCACUUUCUCUCUCCUCUGGUCUUGAUUCACUUUUUCUUCCUAACAAGGUAUUGUAAUUUGUAAGUGGAGAAGCUGAAUUUUUUGGUUGAGUAGUAAGGGUUGUAUAAUUUCGAUUUACAGAUUAUGGCUGGUCAGAGGAAUAAGUAUGGUAAGAGAGAUCACUCUCAGGAAUAUCCAGAUAAUGGAGGAGGAGGUAAGAGGAGAAACUCUGGAGGUGAUGAUAGACAUAACUAUGCACCUGGACCAGAGGAUACUGUAUACCGUUACUUAUGCGCAGGAAGAAAGAUUGGUAGUAUAAUAGGUAGAGGUGGUGAGAUUAUUAAACAAUUGAGAGCAGAUAGUCAAUCUAAGAUAAGAAUUGGGGAGGAGAUGCCAGGUUGUGAAGAGAGGGUUGUUACAAUUUUUAGUACGAAUAGGGAAACCAAUACGUUUGAGGAUAAUGGUGAUUUGAUCUGUCCGGCACAAGAUGCGUUGUUUAGGGUACAUGAUCGGCUUAUAGCUGACGAGGCAGCUGCAGCAGAUAAAGAUAUUGAAGGGGGUCAGCAAUCUACGAUACGUUUACUUGUGCCGUCAGAUCAGAUUGGUUGUAUUAUUGGGAAAGGUGGGCAGAUAGUUCAAGGGAUAAGAAGUGAUACUGGUGCACAGAUUAGGAUUCUGAAGAACGAACAUCUCCCUCCUUGUGCUAUGGGUUCUGACGAGCUUCUUCAGAUAAGUGGGGAAGUCCCGGUCGUAAAGAAGGCUCUUCUCCAAGUAUCUUCCCGACUUCACGAUAAUCCUUCUCGCUCCCAACAUUUACUCGCUCCAUCCGUUCCAAACAUAUAUCAGCCAGCUGGAGGUUACAUGGGGCCAGGUGGAGGUGCUCCUAUCGUGGGUUUAACUCCGCUUAUGGGACCAUAUGGUGGAUACAAAGGUGAUGCAGGAGGUGAUUGGGCUUCGAACCCUUUUUACCCUGUUCCAAGGGAUGAGGGCUCGGCGAAGGACUUUGCUCUGCGUAUGGUUUGUCCAACUGGAAAUAUUGGUAGUGUGAUUGGUAGGGGUGGUUCAAUAAUCAAGCAAAUCAGACAGGAAUCUGGGGCCUAUAUCAAGGUUGAUAGUUCAGCUACUGAAGGUGAUGAUUGCAUAAUAUCUAUCUCGUCAAAAGAGUUUUUUGAAGACCCCAUCUCUCCAGCUAUCGGUGCUGCAGUGAGAUUGCAGCCAAGAUGUAGCGAAAAAAGUGAGAAAGAGGCUGGUGAAUCUUAUACAACACGUUUACUUGUGCCGUCCUCCCGCAUUGGAUGUCUCAUUGGGAAAGGUGGGGCUAUCAUCUCCGAGAUGAGGAGAAUUACAAGAGCAAAUAUUCGCAUUCUGUCGAAGGAAAACCUUCCAAAAGUUGCAUCAGCAGAUGAUGAGAUGGUUCAGAUCAGUGGAGACCUUGAAGUUAUUCGGGAUGCUCUGAUACAAGUAGGAACACGGUUGAAAGCCAAUUUUUUUGACAGAGAGGGUGGAGUGUCUGCAUUUCCACCUGCUGUUCCAUACUUUCCCAUGCCAGCAGAGGUCCCAGAAGAUUCCAGGUAUGGAAGCAGAGAUAGUAGAGACAUGAGAGAUAGCAGAGACAUGAGAGACAGUAAAUCGCAUGGACGUGGAUAUUCUUCCUACUCCGGUAGUGGAUAUGGUGGUUCAAGUGAUUUACCUCCCAUAGACAGCUAUGGAAGUUACGGUGGUUCACAGAGUGGUAGUGGUGGGUAUGGCGCCUAUGGGAGCUACUCUUCUGGUCGUUCUGGCAGUGCAGGAAAACUGUUAGAAGCUGGUUAGAAGAAGCUCUCUCUUGAGGUAAGAUGAAAUCGGUCAACUUUUGGUAUGUUAAACAGGUGAGUGUGUCGGCUAGAAGCAGCAGGUGACUUUUCUUAUCUUGGGUGUGUAUGGUUUGUGAUGCCCCGUGAGGCUGCGACUUCUGUAUUUCGGGUUGCCAGGUCUACACGCUUAUGGCUUGUGGUCCAUUUUUUACUUCUCAGUUGUUCGACUCUAUUUCUACGGUCUUGUUUUCAUCUGAAACCUAUUUCAUUGAAGUUUUUUGGAAUUUUUGACAAGGAAGCGUCACUUCUAUGUGUUUCAGCUAUUCAGUUUUUUUUCUUCUUUUGGUGACAUUUUUUAAUUUUUAUUUUCAGCUAUUCACUUCUAUUAUAUAUCUUUGUUCGCAUAUUGGACUCUUCUUGCCUUGGUUUAAAUUUUGGUUUAAAUAAUAUGUUUUGUUUGUUUUCAUUUAGUCAUGUCCCUUUCUAGUACCCAAGUGUUUUUUUCCGGGGUUUAAUUCUUCUAAUUUGCAUGUGAUUUGGGUUGCUUUUCAAAAGUAGUCUGUAAGCAGAAGUUCAGAAGAUCCCGUCACUGUUGGUGGCGACUUACUUUGAGUGAUUACAUGUAGCUCCAGUACUAAACAUGAUCUGGAAACGUUGUUUGUAUUAUUCAUUGACUCAAUUAAUAAAAUUAAGUUUGUCUCAA